Messenger RNA from Diatraea saccharalis (sugarcane borer), 5013 nucleotides. NCBI's taxonomy places the organism in Eukaryota, Metazoa, Arthropoda, Insecta, Lepidoptera, Crambidae. The record is from the annotation of a GenBank genome assembly.
AUGGAGUCCGUGGAGCCAUUUAAAGCUGAAACGGAGCUGCUACACACCGGCGGUAACAGAUCGACGUCUGACGCAAAUAUACCUAUUGUCAUUGAAUCCGAGUCCACCGAAAAUAUACAAUCUAAAUACCAACAAAAGCCCAAACAAAGUCCGGAUGAUAUUAAAUCAGAAACGGCUAACACAAUAACAGUUGCCGAAGAAGAAUCAGGAUCUCUCGAUAGACAGACAAAGACCACAGACAUUAGAUCGGAGACACCUGACAAAUCAGACACGGAACAAGUGACUGACGACAAUUUGACAAUCAUCAAGGAUCCUUCGUUGUCAUGUUUCCGAUCAUCUGUCAAAAUCGAUGAUAAUCUCCAUGUAAAUGAAUCACAAAUAAAUAUUCAUAAAGAUAAUUUAGAGAUUGAUGCAUCACACGUUUUGCAAGAUGGAACAUCAAGCAGUAGUGGGGCGUGGUCUUCGUGUGAGCGGAUGCGGUUUGUAGUGUCGUCUUUGGUGUUGGAACUCGCGGGCGGAGCGGAUGAACCGCCGCUAUUGGCGUUACAUCUGGACCGUGUCGCUCUAUUAAUUCACCAAGACGAUAAGGGCACAAACACGACGUUAUCGAUAGCGGGCGUUCAAAUCGACAAUUUGCAAUAUUCAAGCGGACAGUACGAUUUCGCCGUGGUGGCGUCCACGGCUAACGAACGCACGUGUGAUGACCGAUGGCCAUUCCUAUGGGGCAUGCUGAUCGAUAUAGAUGCGUUCCGAAUGCGACACGAAAACGCUCGUGUGCUGCUGAAAUUACGCCGCGACAAUUGGUCUAUACCCUCUGGUACAUUUAGUGAAAUAACCGAAGUGGAAUUAUCAAUGGGCCCGCUCGCGUUGUACGUGGAGGACGCGUACGUGCGAAUGUACAUAGCACUGGAUCAGAGUCCUCUGCAGCUUGGCGCGUUCCAGCUGAAGGACGCCGUCACAUCCGUGGAGCAACUCACACACGCCCUCACUGUCCACUACCUAUCCGCCGCCAUAUUAGGUGCAGGGUGGGUAGUAGGCGGGUUAGAGCUGCUAGGCGCCCCUGGUGCACUAGCCGCCCGCGUAGGAGGUGCGGGGGGUGGGGUUCGAGGUGUGGCCGUGGCCGCUGCCGCCGCGCUUGUUCGAUCGUUGGCCGCAUGCGCCGGUUCGUUGGCCAGGAACUUAGACUUGCUCGCCGGUGACGAGGAGCAUGCCCGUCGAGCAGCAGCCGCUCGACGACGUCACCCGCAGAGUCUAGCCGCUGGUAUACUGGCUGGCGUUACCAACUUUGCAAUUAAUAUACUGGGCGCGGUGGGUGGUCUAGCUCAUCACCCUUUAGUGGGCGUGGCUGUAGGUGAGGGUAGUAGCGCAGCUGCUUUACGUCGAAGUCUAGUGGGUGCGGUGGCUAAGCCGCUCAGUGCCACCGCUGAUCUGGUCGCGUACGCUGGACACGGAUUACUCACGCAGGCCGGCUGGGAGGCGUUACCGCAGCCGCGGUCGUCGUGGUGGUCUGAGCGUUCGUGUAAAUGCUCUGUGUCCUGCGCUGCUGGGUGGCGGCGUGACUGCGUACGAUGGACCUUCCGAUUGGCGGAGCUGACCGCUCUCGCUGGAUACGAGGUCACUCUCAACAGGGUACAACUAGCCUUACUCAUCACGCACAAGAAAAAAUAUAAAUUAAUUAAUAUAUGAAUGUAUAUAAGAUAAAGUAAAUGUAUAAGAUCCAAAUAAGUUGUAAUCAAAAAAGAUAAAACUUCAAGUAAGGGCACUGAAAAGGUUAAAUCAUGAAUACAUAAAGUUGGUCUAGAAAAAAAAUAUAAAGUUACCUCUAAGAUGUAUCACUUUAUUUUAAGUUGUUAAGUUGUUUUUUUGCAGUUCCUAGUGGUAGCUGAUUUAGAGACUGAACGAAUAGUGGAGAUGAUAGACUUCAGAAACUGCACACUCGCACCAUACAAGGGGCCGAUCGUUGAGCUGUUUGUGACGCAGAGGCGAGUAUCAAAGAUCGCUCUGUCCCGUGCCAUGGACGAAGACGAAGAGUACCAAGUGAGUGCAGCGGCGAUGGCUCGCGUCGCCCGGUACACGGGGGCAGAGGGGUCGUCGAUGGGGGCGAGUACGGCGUCGGCGGGCACGGAGCAACGCACGCUCGAGCUGCAGGCGGAGCCGGGGCGCGCGCUAGCGUUACACGCGACACUAUCCUCCGCCAUCAGGAACAACUGCGAUACACACUUCCCGUUGCUAUGACGGUAAUGUAUAUUCGACAAGCACAAUGGUUUAUAACUGUUAAAUUUCUAUAAUAGGCGAUCGGCCAGCAAUUAGAUAAAAAAAUGUGUGUAAAUAUCGUAAAAUUAUAUUUCCGUUUUGGUGUCAUUUAUGGGUAAAUUGGUAGUGAAACUACCUAGAAAUCUAGAAAAAGCGCGAGAAACAUUCAAAGUGCAAACUAAUUUUAAUGAUUUACUCGAUUUUUAACAGGUUACAAGGGUCCGUUAUCUGUUUUAUAGAGUUAGCUAGUUAUAUUUUUUCACUAAUAAUAUCUUGUUUUUACCCCAGAAAUACGUCAUACCCCACAUAUAUUCCGAGUUGCUGUUUACAAGGUUUUUUUGAACAGUUUAAAUUUUAAACAUAGUUUUUGAUACAUAAUGAGGUAAAUUUAUAUAAAAUAUUGUUUUGUAUGGGAAUGAGCACCCAUACUGAUUAAUUUAAAACAGUUUUUUAGAAAGUUGUCCGAUCCCCCAUUGAUUUCAAUUUUAAUCACUGGGAAAUAAAAAGUUUAUUGCUAAGUUUUUAACUUUAUUGCGGUAUUAUAUAGUAAGAUACAACUAAUACGGUUCUUAUAACAACUCAUUAGAGUGCACGAAAUUUGUUGCCGUUCUUAACGAGCAGGGAAAAAUAGGGACCAAUGUGAAUGAUAGUUAUUUCAUGCAGAUAAACUAAAUAUAAUAAUAUAUAUAUAUAUCGAUUGGUCCCUAUUUUUCCCUUCCUUCAUCUGAUAAUGGUGUUAGAAAUAUAAAUUUCACGAAUAUUUCGGGCUAAAACUGAAAAUCAGUGCUUAGCUCAAUGAGUAAAUAUCCGUCGAGUUUUCGCCCAUUUCCAUCUCCGUCCGUUGAGUUAACUUGUGUUGUGCCUUACUGCUAUUUUUUAAUUACCUUUAUCUUUUUUUAUAUACAUACUGUACUGAUUUUUUUAAUUUAAAAUAUACAUGUGCGCAAUAUGAUACAAAUAAAGAAUUUAUCUGUCUAUCUAUUCAAGAAACGCGACAUCGGGUGAUAUGGUUUAUUGUAAGACGACUUUAAAUCUUAAUUGUGCAUUCGUUAGUUGUCGGAAUUGGUAAGUCUGUUCUGCACAAGCAAAUAUUCACCAUUAUUAGUUGGAUUUUACUGUAUACUCAACUCAUAUAUAUCCAAUCUACAGCAUGUCAGGUUAUGACCUUAUGCUUUGGUCUUUUGUUAUAACCUGACAUGCUGUAUGCUGAAAACCGCAUUCGUGUCUGAUGAAGAAGUGUAACUUUGUUUUUGCUCCUGUCCAUCUAAAAUAAGUAGAAACUGUUCUUAGAUCUUAAUAAUAAAACUUUUUAUAAACUAAAAUGUUUGAACACGUUCCAUAUCUUUUCAUUCUAGCUGAUCCGUUCGUGACGAGACAUACAGGAUUACAUCGUUGCCGAUGUCGAAAUACAGAAUCACAAUAAUUUAGAUCGGGUUUAAAGCAAUAUAUUUUUCAUCGAGUAAAAUACAUUAGUUUUCUUAUAGUAAGAUAAAUAAAUUAGUGAAUUUAACUAUUUCUUACUAGUGAUGAGAGUAGAUAUAACGAUAACCACUGAUUACAUUUUAAUAUUAAUCUAUCUAUCGUGGAAUGGCGUUUUCAAAAUUAUAUAUGUAUUAUCAGAAUUUUCACAAUAAUUAAUGAAGUAUGGAUUUAGGGUUGGUGCAAAUGUGACGGAAGAUGUGUCGCGGAAAGUCAGAACUGACAAAAUAUGAUUUGACCUUAAAAACCUUGCACAUUCACUACCAUAUACCUACGCAUACUUCCGUAAGAUGCUUGAGAGAUCUUCCGUCAAAUUUGCGCAACCUCUUAUCUUGAUUACCCAAUCUUUCAAAUUAAUCUUUUAAAACGUCAUUCCCUGAUGAUGAUAUUUUAUAGUGUUCAACUUGAAUAUUACAUCGUUUUCGAUGCGAUUAGUUCAAUAUUAAUUAUGAAGUUCCAUAUGAUAGGUAUAGUUUAAUGUACCGCCGCAAAAUAACGCCAAAAUUGUGUAAUAUAUUAGGUAAAUCAGUAGAUUUUUGCGUUAAGUAAAUCGAUGUGUUACUUUAAAAACGUGAUAAAAAUAUUUAAGUAAUAUUCAAUAAGAGAGAAUACGCAUUUGGUUUUAAAAAAUAAUUUCUUAACAUGUUAGUCUAAUCGCUAGAUUGAACUGCAAAUAUAAUUCAAAAUAAAGUUAACAUCACACCUUUUUGUAUAUUGUUAGAUGUAUAUAAAUGUUUACAUUUAUUUAUUAUUGUUUAUUUACAAAAUUUAUUUUGAAUUCGUUAAGAUAUUAACGAUUGACGAAAAACGAACUUUUAUAUUUAAUCUGUGUCGGUAAUUACAAGAAUGGCUUUUUGUUGAUAUAUAAUUUUUAUUGUUUAUCAAUAAAAGUUAGGUUGAAAUUUGAUUCGAUUUUAUUUUAAUUGAUCUCUUCAAAUGUUAUUUUAUACAAAGAAAAAAAAGUCUUUAAAACUUCACAAUGUAUUAUUAUUAAGACCUCUAGUGUCGAAAAUUAUGAAUUAUUUGAUUUAUGCAGCAUAUUUUAUAGACAUUCCGAAUAUUAUAAGCUACUUAAAAAUUGGAGACUGCGAAAUUGUUUUUGUAAUCUAUUAUAAUUAUUGUUAGUUAUUUUCGCUAGGUGACAUUGAUUGUAAUUUUGAGGUAAAGACGUUUAGUUGAAAAAUCACUGAUUGAUUAAAGUUCUCAAUAGAUGGCGCUAUUGUUCUAAUUUGAUAUUUGAAUUUUUACGCUAAUCAAUCCGAAGGGAUCGCAAAAAGAAGU